ACGGAAGGAAUUUUCUAUUCCAUUGGAUUGCUCAUGAACGAGAAACGAAACAACAGAAAAACUAGCGGAACCCAAAGAAACAAAAACAAAAGAUUACGGGUAUGAAAACGAAGAGAAUUUCGUCAAAAGACGAUUCGUCUUCAGCUAGCCAGGAUACAAAUUCGACAGUGAGCUUAUAUUCAGGAAAUAACAGCGUGCUUGGAAAACGGGCAGCGGAUGUCCUUGCAAGUUCGGAUCUCAGUGCCUUUGGGGAGCCCAAGCCGGACUCAAAGACCUUGAGGGAAAUACGAGAAAGCGCAGAGCGCCUGGCUUAUGAACUGAACGAUUUUCUAACAAAAAAUGAAGUGCCCACGACAAAGCUUCUCAAAUACAACGAAGGGAAUGGGUCACCUGACUUUUCUCACAUGACUGAUGAAGCCAUUGCGGACCUUCAGCUUGCGACGGCCCGGAAGCUGCGAGAGGUAAGGUGAUGAUUACUCAAUAGGCCAAAUAUAUCUCGGAGCCUGUUGCCAACGCCACGGGGAAUUGGUUUAUAAGUAAUUUACCUCAAUAAAUCAUGAGGUACCCAUUUGGCCAAUGAGAAGACUCGAUUCUUCUUUACAUAAAAUGAGAACAAGCCCCAAUACAGAUUUAUGACGUCAUCUACUUAAUGUUUGAAGUCGCUUUGGUCGCAUUUCCUCCUCUUUUUCCAAGACUGACAAUUUUUCCCUUCUUUUCUUUUCUCAGCUUUUACCAAGGAAUCGAGACUUGCUUUUUACAGCAAGAGAAAACCAAUGGAUUCCAAUCCUACUCAACUGGUUGACUUUCCAUGAUAGACCAGCAGUCCAAGUGGAAUCUUUGUUGGCACUUACGAAUAUCGCUGAGCUUUGUGCGCAACAAUCAUAUUAUCAACAUACCCAGGCCCAAUCUAGUGCUGUUGCAGCGGCGGCGCAGGCGGCUGCUGCUGCUGUCAAAGGUGACUCUUCUUCAUCCUCAUUUAGUAUGUUUGGCUACAAAGAUGGCCAGGCUACAUAUCCAUAUCCAUCAUUGGUAGCACCUGCACCAGGAUCCGUCCCAUUUCCGCCUCUUUCGUUUUCACAAACUCUGUCACCAGAGGCGGUGGCAAGUUUCGAUGCGAGUUUGACCGCCACAAUUCAGAACUCCAAAGUAUUCGACAAGAGCAGCAAAGACGGCAAGUCGAGUUUUUCGUUGCCUCCAGCUCCGCUCUUUCCAUCUUCAGCACAAUCUUCCCAUGGACUUUUCCAAAAUGCCAAAGCGUCGCAAGCUGCAGGAAUCAAUUUCACCUCUCUCGCACCUCCUCCGGGAGGAGCCCAUUCCGCUGUUCCAAAUAAUACAUUUCUCCCGCCUCCUACCCCUGAGCCAUCAUUGACUUGCUUUCCACAGCAACUUUCUCCUUCCUCUCAACACCUACUGCUACGGCAUGCCGAUGCCAUUCCGACAUUAAUUUCAUUACUAUCCAGUUCAAACAAAGAAGUAUACGAACA
Messenger RNA from Pseudo-nitzschia multistriata, 1484 nucleotides. Lineage: Eukaryota; Bacillariophyta; Bacillariophyceae; Bacillariales; Bacillariaceae. The record is from the annotation of a GenBank genome assembly.